This is a messenger RNA of Mastomys coucha (southern multimammate mouse), 4440 nucleotides long. It is a transcript of the gene Myo3b, whose product is annotated as myosin IIIB. Gene Ontology annotation, molecular function: cytoskeletal motor activity; protein binding; protein kinase activity. Gene Ontology annotation, biological process: protein phosphorylation. Bases 305 to 4306 code for a protein of 1333 amino acids. Gene Ontology annotation, cellular component: myosin complex. The record is from RefSeq and is a predicted model, not a curated record. Lineage: Eukaryota; Metazoa; Chordata; Mammalia; Rodentia; Muridae. The transcript is spliced from 37 exons.
UAGAACACAACAACACAAUCAUGUUUCUAUCUGGCAGUCCAUCUGUCCUUUGGACCAAUGACUACUUCUUGAGUAGCAAGAGUGAAAUUUAAAAAAAAGUUUCAAUGAUCACACUUGCAAGUCCAUGAAAAUGUACUCACCUAACGUGACUCGGGAGCAAGGUGCAGCUGCAGCACAGGGGCCUCUGGCUUCCCAGCUGCCUCAAGUUCUGGCGACUUAUUCAUUAUUCAUCUCUUUUCAUCCUCGUUCUUGGGAGCAGGGCUCCCUGCGCUGGGUUUAGUCCCAUCUCUGGGCCGCUUGAACAAUGGCAGCAGCCUCAGAGGUGAGCAGUGAGCAUACUGAAGACAAAACAGGGAAACACCUAUAUGGAUUAUUUCACUAUAACCCCAUGAUGCUUGGACUGGAAUCACUCCCUGACCCCAUGGACACCUGGGAAAUUAUAGAGACUAUUGGCAAAGGCACUUAUGGCAAGGUCUACAAGGUAGCCAACAAGAGAGAUGGGAGUCUGGCUGCAGUGAAGAUUCUGGACCCUGUCAGUGAUAUGGAUGAGGAGAUCGAAGCCGAAUACAAUAUUCUGCAGUUUCUCCCCAGCCAUCCCAAUGUUGUGAAGUUUUAUGGAAUGUUUUACAAAGCUGAUCGCUGUGUGGGAGGACAGCUGUGGCUGGUUCUGGAGCUAUGUAAUGGGGGCUCUGUCACUGAGCUUGUCAAGGGCCUCCUGAGGUGUGGCAAGCGGCUGGACGAAGCUGUGAUCUCCUACAUUCUGUAUGGAGCCCUCUUGGGCCUUCAGCAUUUGCACCGUCACCGAAUCAUCCACCGAGAUGUGAAGGGGAAUAACAUUCUUCUGACGACAGAAGGAGGAGUUAAGCUCGUUGACUUUGGUGUCUCUGCUCAACUUACAAGCACACGCCUACGGAGAAACACAUCAGUUGGGACCCCAUUCUGGAUGGCUCCUGAGGUCAUUGCUUGUGAGCAGCAGUAUGACUCAUCCUAUGACGCUCGUUGUGACGUCUGGUCCUUGGGCAUCACAGCCAUUGAGCUGGGCGAUGGAGACCCUCCCCUCUUUGAAAUGCAUCCUGUGAAAAUGCUCUUUAAGAUCCCAAGAAACCCUCCACCCACUUUGCUGCACCCCGACAACUGGUGUGAGGAAUUUAAUCACUUCAUUUCACAGUGCCUUAUUAAAGAUUUUGAAAAGCGGCCUUCGGUCACCCAUCUCCUGGACCACCCAUUCAUUAAAGGAACUCAAGACAAGGUUUUGUGUCUUCAAAAACAGCUGGCCGAGGUGCUCCAAGGCCAGAAGCAUCGAAACCCUGUUGCUAAAACCAGGCAUGAAAGGAUGCAUACCGGAAGACCUUGUCGAGUGGAGGAUGCUGGCAAAUGCUGCCUUGAGGAUGACUUGGUCAAUCUCGAGGUCCUGGACGAGGAUACAAUUAUCUACUGGCUGCAGAAGCGGUAUGCAGAUGGGCUGAUCUACACCUAUGUGGGAGAUAUUCUAAUUGCCUUAAACCCCUUCCAGAAUCUAAGCAUAUACUCUCCACAGUUUUCCAGGCUUUAUCACGGGGUGAAACGUUCCUCGAAUCCCCCACACAUAUUUGCAUCAGCAGAUAAUGCUUAUCAGUGUUUGGUUACUUUCAGCAAAGACCAGUGUAUUGUCAUCAGUGGAGAAAGCGGAUCGGGGAAGACAGAAAGCGCCCAUCUGAUCGUUCAGCAUCUUACUUUCUUAGGAAAGGCCAACAAUCAGACCUUACGCCAGAAAAUUCUCCAAGUGAACUCUCUGGUGGAAGCCUUCGGGAACGCCCGCACAGCCAUCAAUGAUAACUCCAGCCGCUUUGGGAAGUAUCUAGAAAUGAUGUUCACACCAACUGGAGCUGUUAUGGGGGCGAGAAUCUCGGAGUAUCUCCUUGAAAAAUCCAGAGUUAUACAGCAGGCAGCGGGAGAGAAAAAUUUUCACAUAUUUUACUAUAUUUAUGCUGGUCUUUAUCACCAAAAGAAACUUGCUGAAUUCAGACUUCCUGAGGAGAAGCCUCCGAGAUAUAUAGCUGCCGAAACUGAAAGAGUCAUGCAGGACAUCACUUCCAAAGAGUCUUACCGGAGACAGUUUGAAGUGAUUCAGCACUGCUUCAGGAUUAUUGGAUUCGCUGACAAGGAGGUACACUCUGUGUACAGAAUUCUGGCUGGGAUUUUGAACAUCGGCAACAUUGAGUUUGCAGCUAUUUCCUCUCAACACCAAACUGACAAAAGUGAAGUACCCAAUUCUGAAGCUUUGGAAAACGCUGCCCGCGUGCUCUGCAUCAACUCUGAAGAGCUUCAGGAGGCCCUCACCUCCCACUGUGUGGUCACACGAGGCGAGACCAUUGUUCGAGCCAACACAGUGGACAGGGCUGAAGACGUCAGGGAUGCCAUGUCUAAGGCCCUCUAUGGGAGGCUGUUCAGUUGGAUUGUGAAUCGAAUCAACACACUCCUGCAGCCUGAUAAAAACAUAUGCAAUGCAGAGGACAGGAUGAAUGUGGGCAUCUUGGACAUUUUUGGCUUUGAGGAUUUCCAGAGGAAUUCCUUUGAACAGCUCUGCAUAAAUAUUGCCAAUGAACAGAUCCAGUACUACUUCAAUCAGCACGUGUUUGCUCUUGAGCAGAUGGAGUACAAGAACGAAGGCGUCGAUGCUGUCCUGGUGCAGUAUGAAGACAAUCGCCCACUCCUGGACAUGUUCCUCCAAAAACCCUUGGGCCUUCUGGCACUUUUGGAUGAAGAAAGUCGGUUUCCCCAAGGGACAGACCAGACCUUGGUUGAUAAAUUUGAAGACAACCUACGGUGUAAGUUCUUCUGGAGGCCCAAAGGAGUGGAACUCUGUUUUGGCAUUCAGCAUUAUGCCGGACCGGUGUUAUAUGAUGCUUCUGGGGUUCUUGAGAAAAACAGAGACACCCUCCCUGCUGAUGUGGUGGUAGUCCUGAGGACGUCUGAGAACAAACUCCUUCAGCAACUGUUCUCAAUUCCUUUGACCAAAACAGGUAAUUUGGCGCAAACCAGAGCUAGGAUCACAGCAUCCUCGAGAUCUUUGCCUCCACAUUUCAGUGCUGGGAGGGCUAAGGUAGACACCCUAGAGGUGAUUCGACAUCCAGAAGAAACCACGAACAUGAAGAGACAAACCAUGGCUUCUUACUUCCGGUAUUCCCUGAUGGAUCUGCUCUCCAAAAUGGUGGUCGGACAGCCCCACUUUGUUCGUUGCAUUAAGCCUAAUGAUGACCGCAAGGCCCUGCAGUUCUCCCAAGACAGAGUUUUAGCCCAGCUUCGCUCUACAGGGAUCCUGGAGACUGUCAGCAUUCGCAGACAGGGCUACUCCCAUCGAAUCCUCUUUGAAGAGUUUGUAAAACGGUAUUAUUACUUGGCAUUCCGAGCACAUCAAACACCUCCUGCUAACAAAGAGAGCUGUGUUGCUAUCUUGGAAAAGUCCAGAUUAGAUCACUGGGUCCUGGGGAAAACAAAGGUUUUCCUCAAAUAUUACCAUGUUGAGCAAUUAAAUUUGCUUCUUCGAGAAGUCAUGGGCCGAGUGGUCAUGCUGCAGGCAUAUACCAAGGGCUGGCUCGGAGCGAGGAGAUACAAGAGAGCCAAAGAGAAGAGAGAGAAGAGCGCCAUAACCAUCCAGUCGGCCUGGAGAGGAUAUGAUGCUCGGAGGAAAUUUAAGCAAACAAGCCACGGGAGGCGUGAGUCCGCGGUUCACAUUCAAGCAGUUCUCCAAACCACUCCUGAUCAGAAACCCUGUCCAGAUUCAGGAGUGGAAUCCAGCAGUGGGCAUGAAGAGACUUCAAGGAACUGCCCUGCUGAAGCCGACGCAGACUGGCAUCCACAAGCCCAGAGUUCCCCAACAGGCCGUGAUGUCACCUCAGGACAGACAGAUACGGCAGCUGGACAUGCUGUGGCUGAGCUGUCAGUUGCUGGAACCGAUGUGUCGCCUUCUCAGGUGUGCCACACUGCCGCAGAUCACCAAAGACCGAGCCCCUGUGAAGAUUCUCUCAAACCUGGUUCAGAAGAAGGUCUCUCACAGAAGCAGCGAGCACCUCGCAGACGGUGUCAGCAGCCCAAAAUGUUGAGUAGCCCCGAGGACACCAUGUACUAUAACCAGUUAAAUGGAACUCUAGAAUAUCAAGGGAGCCAGAGGAAGCCAAGAAAACUUGGACAAAUCAAAGUACUGGAUGGGGAAGACCAAUAUUACAAAUGCCUGUCCCCUGGGGCCUGUGCCCCUGAGGAAGGCCACUCCGUCCACCCUUUCUUCUUUUCCUCAUCACCCGGAGAAGGUUCCUUUGCUCAACACUGAGUUGCCCCAGUGUGUCCCAGGUAAAAGCAACCGUGGUAACUGAUCAUCUGAGAAGAAGGCACUGUGCCAGGGUUAACUUCUUUGGACACAAUCUGGGCCCUAAACCUUGCUGAACAACUCAACAGAUUACUGAA